This is a messenger RNA of Lemur catta (Ring-tailed lemur), 2315 nucleotides long. It is a transcript of the gene SERPINH1, whose product is annotated as serpin family H member 1. Lineage: Eukaryota; Metazoa; Chordata; Mammalia; Primates; Lemuridae. The transcript has 6 exons. Gene Ontology annotation, biological process: collagen fibril organization; negative regulation of endopeptidase activity. Gene Ontology annotation, molecular function: serine-type endopeptidase inhibitor activity; collagen binding. The coding region runs from base 350 to 1606 and encodes 418 amino acids. Gene Ontology annotation, cellular component: endoplasmic reticulum. The record is from RefSeq and is a predicted model, not a curated record.
AGUAGGACCCAGGGGCGGGAGAGCGCCCGCAGAGGGAGGGGGCAGGGGCCGGGGAGAUUUAGGGGAGGUCUUUGGCUUUUUUUGGCGGAGCUGGGGCGCCCUCCGGAAGCCUUUCCAACUUUCCAGAAGUUUCUCGGGACAGGCGGGAGGGGGUGGGACCGCCAUAUAUAGAUCCCGGGAGCGGGCGGGCGAGCGGAGAGUGGAAUCGGUUCGCGCGGCUCGAGAGCGACGGUCCCGUCCGGCGCCAGCCCGCCCGGCGCAGAAUGAAAAAGGCAGGCAUUGACCUCCCUCUGAGGCAGUUUCCAGCCCUCACAGGUCCACUGUGGUGCACGAAACCCGCCUCCCAGCCAUGCACUCCCUGCCGCUCCUCAGCGCCUUCUGCCUCCUGGCCCUGGCCCUGGCGGCCGAGGUGAAGAAACCUGCAGCCGCGGCAGCCCCUGGCACCUCGGAGAAGCUGAGCCCCAAAGCAACCACGCUGGCCGAGAGCAGCGCCGGCCUGGCCUUCAGCCUGUACCAGGCCAUGGCCAAGGACCAGGCGGUGGAGAACAUCCUGCUGUCACCUGUGGUGGUGGCCUCGUCGCUGGGGCUCGUGUCGCUGGGCGGCAAGGCGGCCACGGCGUCGCAGGCCAAGGCGGUGCUGAGCGCCGAGCAGCUGCGCGACGAGGAGGUGCACACGGGCCUGGGCGAGCUGCUGCGCUCGCUCAGCAACUCCACGGCGCGCAACGUGACCUGGAAGCUGGGCAGCCGCCUGUACGGGCCCAGCUCCGUGAGCUUCGCCGACGACUUCGUGCGCAGCAGCAAGCAGCACUACAACUGUGAGCACUCCAAGAUCAACUUCCGCGACAAGCGCAGCGCGCUGCAGUCCAUCAACGAGUGGGCCUCGCAGACCACCGACGGCAAGCUGCCCGAGGUCACCAAGGACGUGGAGCGCACCGACGGCGCCCUGCUCGUCAACGCCAUGUUCUUCAAGCCACACUGGGAUGAGAGGUUCCACCACAAGAUGGUGGACAACCGCGGCUUCAUGGUGACUCGUUCCUAUACCGUGGGCGUCAUGAUGAUGCACAGGACAGGCCUCUACAACUACUAUGACGACGAGAAGGAAAAGCUGCAAAUCGUGGAGAUGCCCCUGGCCCACAAGCUCUCCAGCCUCAUCAUCCUCAUGCCUCACCACGUGGAGCCCCUCGAGCGCCUGGAAAAGCUGCUGACCAAGGAGCAGCUGAAGGCCUGGAUGGGGAAGAUGCAGAAGAAGGCUGUCGCCAUCUCACUGCCCAAGGGUGUGGUGGAGGUGACCCACGACCUGCAGAAACACCUGGCUGGGCUGGGCCUGACCGAGGCCAUCGACAAGAACAAGGCAGACUUGUCGCGCAUGUCGGGCAAGAAGGACCUGUACCUGGCCAGCGUGUUCCACGCCACCGCCUUCGAGUGGGACACAGAGGGCAACCCCUUUGACCAGGACAUCUACGGGCGCGAGGAGCUGCGCAGCCCCAAGCUGUUCUACGCCGACCACCCCUUCAUCUUCCUGGUGCGAGACACCCAGAGCAGCUCCCUGCUGUUCAUCGGGCGCCUGGUCCGGCCCAAGGGCGACAAGAUGCGAGACGAGUUGUAGGGCCUCAGGGCCGGCAUGGGAUGGCAGGAGGCAGCCGAAGGCUCCUGAGACAUCAUGGGUGCUAUUGGGGAGGGGGAAGCUGAGGUACCAGCCUCGGGUAUUCCAGGGGGUGGGGGUGGAGAAACAGACUAGAGUUCCCGUGUGUAUGCGCACACCUUCCCCGCUGAAAUUCACUCCACUGGGACAUGGCCCCCGGGGAUCGUGAUGCUGAGCCCGGAGAGGCCACAGCCUGUGGGAUGUGGGUGGCAGUUGUCCUGCCUGCCCUCGAAGUCCUAGGUCAGGCCGCCUCAAUCAGUGUUCGUAUUUAUAGCCACGUGCCUUCUCAGCUGCGAGAGGGGACCUAGCUGGGGGUUCAGGCUGGCCUCUUCUCCUGACACUGCCACCACCUCAGCCCCCUCCCCGGCUCUACCCAACCUCUCACGACUUCCCUCAACUACAGAACUAGGUGCUGCAGCCCUGGGACCAGGCACCCCAGAGUGACCCUGGCCCCAGUGAGGGGCAUCGGGAAGAGCUCGCAGCAGGGGCUGCAGGCCAGACUCUGGUCAACAGCAUCGCAUCAGACAUCACGGGGGUGAACUUUUUGUUUUUUUGUUUUUUCCUUCUUUAGUUUUUCAAAGAUGGGGAGGGAAGGGGAAACAUGAGCCUUUGUUGCGGUCAAAUUGAGAACUUAUUUGUACAAUUUUUUUCAAUAAAAUUUUUUCCAAUGAAA